AUGAAUGGAGGAAGUCUAGCGGCGUCUUCGAAGUCUGCGUUCUACGCCUUUCCCGCUCUGAAAGCACAAUUUCUAACUAGAGACAUCAAACAGUCUCAGAUUGUUCUGGCAUUAUGGACUAGAUUCAAAGAAGAAUCAGUUUGUGCAGACAACACUUUGCCAGCCGAACUCAAACCAAAGGUCGAAAUAUAUCAGGAAGUUAAAGAGAUUCAUAAGGAAGAUCUGCUGUUCGUUUUGAAGUUGAAGCAGAACUUCCAGUACGGAAAAGCCGUGAUGAACUUCUACAAAGUAGGAGUUGUAAACGUGUGGAACAACAGAAAGGUCAGUAACAGGCUCAAGAAAAAGCAGUAUAAACUAGGAGGGAUAGUAGAUAGAAAGGGUAGAGAGUCAGAGAUAAGAAUUCCCAAUGUGACUAAAUUAACGGCAGAUAUGGCUCAAGCCCUUUACAUAAGCCAGAUGGAAACCAAGACCGAAAACGACAAGAAUGCUGGCAAUGUCAUAAAAGGAGACUUUGCAUCAAAAGUAAUAGAUACUGAUCUCUUCAGUAUGACCAGAAAAGAAUUCCAGACCAUUCGCAGAACUACAGAAGACGCGCCAAAGAUUCCCUUGUUCGCUGUGAUUCUUCUUAUCUUCAUGGAGUCUACUCCGCUUGUAUGCUAUGCUUUCCCGCAGAUAACACCUCUGACUUGUGUUCUUCCUAGUAUUCUUCCUCGUUUGUGGAGUUCUUCUUCAAAUGACAAGCUCCAUGAGAUCAAUUCAAAGUUGUUUAAAACGACAGGUCUUCCAGAUUUGGCUCUUAGAAACGCAUACAAUCUCCCGAUUGAGGAAGGCCGUCUUAUGGCUAGGACACUAAGACUAACUUCCAAGUUCGUACCUCUUAGCUUGUACCCAGAGUCAUUGGUCAGACGGCGACUUCAGGAACACUACAACUAUUUAAAGGUAGAUAACUACUACUUAAGUGGCUUGAAUGGUGCAAAGUCAGGUAAUCUCUGGAACCUCUCCAACCAGGAGUUAAUUUUAGCAUGCCUCGAAAGAAAUCUCAUUAGAGACAUUAAGGGUGAUGUCAAGACCUUCCAUGACAUCAAAGACCCACAAGUCAGAAAGGAAUCGGAAAUGAGGUUCUUCCGCAAGUUGAGACUUCGUCUUUUCCAAUUCAUAGUAGACUUCGACAACUACAAUAUUGGAUACUUGGGAUUGACCCAUCUUCUAGAAGAUACGAGAGCACCUCAAAAAAUCUUAGAAUGGCAUGAUCUAGACAAUUAG
Scheffersomyces stipitis CBS 6054 is the source of this 1263-nucleotide messenger RNA. RefSeq lists its product as uncharacterized. The transcript has a single exon. The coding region runs from base 1 to 1263 and encodes 420 amino acids. The record is from RefSeq and is a predicted model, not a curated record. Lineage: Eukaryota; Fungi; Ascomycota; Pichiomycetes; Serinales; Debaryomycetaceae.